Messenger RNA from Spirometra erinaceieuropaei, 1572 nucleotides. The record is from the annotation of a GenBank genome assembly. NCBI's taxonomy places the organism in Eukaryota, Metazoa, Platyhelminthes, Cestoda, Diphyllobothriidea, Diphyllobothriidae.
AUGCAGGACGCCUGGACUGCUCGCAAAGCAGAGGAGAUCCAAGGCUACGUGGAUCGCAACGAAUGGGAAAACUUCUUCUCUGUGAUCAAAGCUGUUUACGUUCUGCCGACGAAGGGCAAUGCUCCUCUCCUCAGCGCCGACGGCAACACUCUUUUGACUGAGAAGACGCAAAUCCUGCGGCGAUGGGCCGAGCAUUUCCGAGGCGUCCUCAACCGCCCCUCCGUCAUCUCCGACGCCGCCAUCGAGCGUUUGCCGCAAGUGGAGACAAACGUGGACCUCGACCUCCCGCCAUCUCUCCAGGAGACCAUCAGGGCCGUGCAGCAGCUCUCCAGCGGGAAAGCACCCGGAUCGAACGCGAUCCCUGCUGAGGUCUACAAGCACGGAGGUCCCCAACUGAUGGAUCACCUGACUGCGCUCUUCCAAGAGCUGUGGCGUCAAGGUGAAGUCCCGCAAGAUUUCAAAGACGCAACCAUCGUGCAUCUCUACGAACGCAAAGGGAAUCGCCAAGUCUGCGACAAUCACCGCGGCAUCUCCCUGCCGAACAUCGCCGGGAAGAUCUUCGCCGGCAUCCUUCUCAACCGCCUGAAUAAUCAUCUGGAACAGGGCCUUCUGCCGGAAAGCCAAUGCGGCUUCCGACGUCAUCGUGGGACCACGGAUAUGAUCUUCGCCGCCCGUCAACUUCAGGAGAAGUGUCAGGAGAUGCGGACCCACCUGUACUCUACCUUCGUGGACCUGACGAAAGCCUUCGACACGGUGAAUCGUGAAGGACUGUGGAAGAUCAUGCAGAAAUUCGGCUGUCCGGAGCAAUUCACUCAGAUGGUGCGUCAGCUGCACGACGGUAUGAUGGCGCGAGUCACAGACAACGGAGCUGUCUCAGAGGCAUUCGCAGUGACCAAUGGAGUGAAGCAGGGCUGCGUACUGGCGCCUACCCUCUGCAGUCUUAUGUUCUCCGUCAUGCUGAUGGACGCCUACAACGACGAACGCCCCGGGAUCCGCAUCGCCUAUAGGACGGAUGGUCACCUCCUGAAUCAACGGCGGAUGUACUUCCAAUCGCGCGUAUCCACCACCACCGUUCACGAACUCCUCUUCGCCGACGACUGCGCCCUGAACACCACCUCGGAAGAGGAGAUGCAACGGAGCAUGGACCUAUUCUCUGCCGCCUGCGAGAACUUCGGUCUGGUCAUUAACACGCAGAAGACGGUGGUGAUGCACCAACCGCCACCCCACUCAGUCAGAGCCCACAACGCGCCGCCGCAAAUCAGCAUGAACGGAACCCAACUGCAAGUGGUGGAGAACUUCCCGUACCUGGCCAGUACCCUCUCCCACAACACCAAGAUCGACGACGAAGUCGCCAACAGGAUCUCGAAAGCCAGUCAAGCCUUCGGUCGCCUCCAAAGCACAGUUUGGAAUCGCCACGGUCUUCAGCUGAGCACGAAGCUGAAGAUGUACAGGGCCGUCAUCCUGCCGACACUACUGUAUGGAGCGGAGACUUGGACGGUGUACGCAAAGCAGGCACGUCGUCUGAACCACUUCCACCUCAGUUGUCUACGUCGCAUCCUGAGGCUGAACUAG